Molecule: messenger RNA, 2320 nt
Organism: Myodes glareolus (Bank vole)
Lineage: Eukaryota; Metazoa; Chordata; Mammalia; Rodentia; Cricetidae
Source: RefSeq, a predicted model, not a curated record
CGCCCGAGUUGGGCCGAGGCCGCCCGAAGCCACCGCCCGAGCAGCGACCGAAGAGGCCGUCUGACGCCCGCCGAGCCGAGCCGAAGUCGCCCGCCGAGCAGGGACGAUGUCCCGAGUGUAGUACCGAGAAGCUCCGAAGUUUCCCGAAGUGAAAAGUCGAGUCAGUACGAAUGGUUCCGAAGCUUCACGAAAGCUCACGAGCGUUUCUUCCUCGCAGCCUAGGAGGCUAGUCUGAUUGUGGUCACCGGCUGAUAGGGCUAGUCGGCUCUGUGUAGUAUCUCGCCGGCUUCCAACGAAGUCUGACUUCGCCGACCGACCCUGGCGCCACUCGAUUUUUCCAACCCCCUCUGGAGGCGGCGGAAGCCGAGCUCACACGAGGCCUAGCCGAACUCCGCCGAAUGUCUCCGAGCAGAGUUCUCCGGAGCCUCAGUGCCCGCCUCCUCCUGUCCGAAAACUCCCGAGUGUUGCCGGACGGGAGAAUCGGGCCUCGGCAGCGGUCGGACGCCCGCAGCACCGCGGGGAGGGAGGAGCGAAGAUGGCGGGAGGGUGCGGCCAAGAGGCUGCUGGGAUUGUGGCGGACCCAGCGGCAAAAUGGCGGCCAUGCGGCCAGACGCAACAUCCUUGGCACGCCGGACUAGGAUACUGAGGUUACCCGGGACAGAACCAUAACACAUUUUCAGCUCACCCCUGGCAUAGCUGCAGCUCACCCCAGGGAGAGGCUCCUGCAAGGUGCUCUCGUCAGUUCCUCUUCAGAUGCUGUUUCACCUCAGUGGGCUGUACUAUGCCCUGUACUUCCUAGCUACGUUCCUGAUGAUUAUAUAUAAAAGUCAGGUUUUCAGUUAUCCUUUUAACUGUCUGGUCCUGGAUCUGGUUCUCUUGCUUCUGAUGGGGAUUCUCGAAGUAGCUCGGCUAUAUCUAGGCACAAAAGGCAACCUGACGGAGGCUGAAGUGCCACUGGCUGCCAGCCUGGCAUUCACAGCAGUCAGUGUCCUCCUUUCUGUUUACUUCCUGCUCUGGCAGACCUUGGUACUGUGGAUGGACUCGGUCUUCAGCACCAUUCUCCUGGUGCUACAUGGGCUGGAGGCUGGCUUGCAGGUGGUGGUCAUUGCUGACUUCAUCAGGUAGACAGACCAGGACAACCUACACAGCAGUGCUCCUUGGCCUCCAGCCAACUCCUUUGCUCUCAGACACAAUGGGUAUCUUUUUUUUUAUUGAUUGUCUAUAAAUGGAUGUAGAUGGUUUAUAAACCUUUUUAGUGAGCGGGAGUACAGGAACCAGGGGGGGGGCAAACUGUUAGGAGUGUAGGUGUUGAAGAUGAUUAUCAUGAACAGUAGUCAACCCCAGAGAUGUCCACUCCGGUUGUAUGGUCGGGGUCCUGGCUGUAGCAGCAGGACCACCAGUGAUCACCAGGCCAGUGGAAGGCAAAGUCUUUCAGGAAGUCAACACUGAGGGCAGCCCAGCUGCUCCACCCUGUCUCAACCCUAUAAAUGCAGCAUCUUGGCAGGAGGACUUGGCUGUGUUGGUCUGUCACCGUGUGUUUUCUCACACAGGAAUUACUGACUUCCGUGCUUCCCACACUGACCCUGGUUCUUGUUCUGAGAACCUGCUGUACUCUAUCCAGGCCUUUGUCCAGGCCUGGGAUCCCUCUGAAGCUGCAGGAUGGCAGGCUUUGUGUUUGGUUUCCAAAAGCAAAUGUUUAUCAGGUGUGGUGGCACACAGGAGGUAGAGGCAAACAUAUCUUUGUAAGUUCAAAGUCAGCCUGGUCUACAUAGUGAAUUGCAGGUUACAUAGUGAAACUUUGUCUUAAAAAGAAAAAAAAAAUGGUGGAGGGGAGGCUGGAGAGCACUGGCUGAUCUUCCAGAGAACCCAGGUUCAAUUCUCAGCACCUACUUGGCAGCUCACACUUGUCUAUAAUUCCAAUUACAGUGGAUCCAACAUCAUCACACAGACAUAUAUGCAGGCAAAACACCAAUGCACAUAACAUAAAAAUAGAUUAUUUUUAAAAACGUAAACAGGACAGAGAGCCAUGUAUUGCGAUGUUCACUUCAGCCUCUUUUGGUGGGGGUGGGCUGUAUGGGACAGAGACAGUGGAAGACCAGUUCUCAGUCUGGGACGUCUGUCACAGCCCACUAAACUGCCGCUUUAUCAAGUGCCAAGUGAGUUCCAUCUCAUCUCUUACUUUUCUCGUCCUAGCCCAUUUUUUCUUAAAAAGUAUUUUUUUUUCAGGUUCUUUCAUUUGUGUCUGUUACAUGUUUUCUGUUUGUGAUACUAUGUUCAAAUAUCUAGUUUCUCUUUUAAAAAAUAAAUAAUUUUGCUGUCA